Molecule: messenger RNA, 1608 nt
Organism: Vicia villosa (hairy vetch)
Lineage: Eukaryota; Viridiplantae; Streptophyta; Magnoliopsida; Fabales; Fabaceae
Product: protein FAR1-RELATED SEQUENCE 5-like
Exons: 1
Coding region: 1-1608 (535 amino acids)
Biological process (GO): regulation of DNA-templated transcription
Molecular function (GO): zinc ion binding
Source: RefSeq, a predicted model, not a curated record
AUGUCUUCUGAUGCUAAAGGUGCUGUCAGGUAUCUUAUUGAUCUUCGUGUAAUAGAUCCAUUGAUGCUUGUUGCACACACGGUGGGUGCGGAUGGAACGUUGCAAAACCUAUUUUGGAGCGACGGUGAGAGUCAAAAGAAUUAUGAACUGUUUGGUGAUGUGCUUGCUUUUGAUGCUACCUACAAGAAAAAUAAGUACAGGUGCCCAUUUGUUGUUUUUUCUGGUGUUAAUCACCAUAACCAGACGAUUAUAUUUGCUACUGCCAUAGUUUCAAAUGAGGUUGAAGGGACAUAUGUAUGGUUGCUGGAGCAGUUUUUGGUUGCAAUGAAAGGUAAGACACCUUUAUCUGUAAUAACGGACGGUGAUGUUGCUAUGAGAAAUGCAAUCAGGAAAGUCUUUCCCAACAGUUACCACAGGUUAUGUGCAUGGCAUCUCCUACGAAAUGCAAUUUCCAACAUUAGCAAUCCCAAUUUCAUCCCUGUUUUCAAAAAAUUAAUGCUUGGUGAUCACGAUGUUUGGAAAUUUGAGAGUCUGUGGAAUGAAAUGUUAGAUAGGUUUGGGUUAGAAGAUAAUAAUUGGAUCAAUGAAUUGUACCAGAAAAGGAAGAUGUGGGCAACAGCUCAUAUUAGGGGAAAUUUCUUUGCAGGAAUAAGAACGACAUCGCGGUGCGAAGCAUUUCAUAGUCAUAUGGGACAGUUUGUACACUCGAGGAUGAAUAUGACUGAUUUUGUUAAGCAGUUCCAUAGGUGUGUGGCAUAUUUUCGAUUUAGAGAGGUUCAAGCUGAUUUUGAAUCCCAAUAUGGACAGGCAGUGUUGCAUACCAAUCUUAGGGCGCUUGAGAGGUCAGCAUCAAAGCACUGGACAAAAGAGAUAUUUGAAAUGGUACGAUCUGUUAUGAAAAAGGUAACCUUAACAUCUGUAUUAGAUAUUCAAGAUAUGGCAUCAGUUACCAUUUAUGCGGUGACAAAAUACAGAGACGAAGGGCAUGGAUGGCGUGUUUCCCACUGUCCAUCGAAUAACGAUUUCAGAUGCUCGUGUCUUAGAAUGGAAUCCAUUGGGAUUCCUUGUGAGCACAUUGUUGCUGUGAUGGUUUAUCUUAAUAUUGUAGAAUUUCCUGAGAAUCUUGUGCUGAAUCGUUGGUCAUUAUAUGCGAAGGAGUCUAUUAGUGGAAGUUAUGAAGAUGGUUCCCACUACUGGGAUUCACAUUUGGUUGCUAGACACGCUACUUUGGUGAAUCUUAGUAAGGAGGUCGCUGACUUGUCAUAUAUGGAUGUUGAUGAUUACAAAAAAUAUUUAGAAUAUCUGACUAAUGAACUUUGUAGGCUUAAAUCGAAGUACAACAAUGAAGAUGUUCCAGAUAACAUACAUGUUGAAGAGGAGUUGGUGAAUAUACUUAACCCUUCAUGUUCAAGAAGCAAGGGUUGUGGACCAGGUACUGUUGGUACAUCAGAGAGACCCAGGCGGACACAGACGUGUGGGAUAUGCGGUGCAGCUGGUCACAACAGAAGAUGCUGCCCUACUCUUGGAGCAGAUGGAGAGCCUCCUGCAGAUAGUUCUUUACAAUCAGCAUCUGUAAGGUUAAGUAAUGACUAUGGAUUUUCAGUUUGA